Messenger RNA from Anguilla rostrata (American eel), 4294 nucleotides. RefSeq lists its product as uncharacterized. The coding region runs from base 28 to 3510 and encodes 1160 amino acids. Gene Ontology annotation, molecular function: transmembrane signaling receptor activity. Gene Ontology annotation, cellular component: plasma membrane. The transcript is spliced from 15 exons. Lineage: Eukaryota; Metazoa; Chordata; Actinopteri; Anguilliformes; Anguillidae. The record is from RefSeq and is a predicted model, not a curated record.
ACGCAUACCGACACCCAUCAAGCACACAUGGCUCCCUCUCUGCUACUCUUCCUCUCCAUCAUCUUCCUCACACUUCCCGCUGUAUUACCAGGCGCUGACGCUGUGUCCACAGUGAGCAACGUAGCUGUGCAGAGAGGAAGAUCUGUCACCAUCCCAUGUCACUAUGAUAGGAAAUAUGAAAGUAAUGAGAAGUACUGGUGCCAGGGGUCAUUGUGGAGUGGGUGUUAUAUUGUGGUGCGCACCAAGUUUCGAAAAGUCAGAGGUGAAACGUCGAUCACUGAUGACCCCACCCAUCAUGUCUUCACUGUUACCAUGACAAAGCUGAAGACAGAGAACUCUGGAUAUUACUGGUGUGCUGUAAAGAUCGGGGAUCAUUUGACUGUAGAUAAAAGCAAAUAUCUGUACCUGUCUGUCACUGCAGGCACUCCUGGACUCUGGGUUGACCAGCAGGAGGUGACCGGUGUGGAAGGGGGCCGUGUCAGUGUACAGUGUCACUAUAAUGAUCCGAGCAGCACGAAGAAGUGGUGCAGGGCUGAGGGCUCCUGUGUGGAAGUGAAUUCUGCUAAAUCUGGAAGAUCAGAGAUCAAAGACGACCGCUCUGAAAAUGUCUUCAUUGUGACUAUGAGGGAGCUGAACAGGGAGGACACAGGCUGGUAUUGGUGUGCUGCUGGAGAACAACAGAUCCCUGUUCACAUCACUGUCACUCAGAAACCUACAACUACCACAGUCACCACAUGUGCUGACGCUGUGUCCACAGUGAGUAAUGUAGCUGUACAGAGUGGAAGAUCUGUCACCAUCCCAUGUCACUAUGAUAAGAAAUAUGAAAAGCAUGUGAAAUACUGGUGUUGGGGGAAAAAUUGGAGUACAUGUUCUUUUGUAGUGCGCACUGACUCUCCAAAAGUUGAAGGUGAAACGUCAAUCACUGAUGACCCCGACAAUCAUGUGUUCACUGUUACCAUGGCGAAGCUGAAGACAGAGGACUCUGGAUACUACUGGUGUGCUGUAGAGAUCGGGGAUCAUUUGACUGUAGAUGAAAGCAAAUAUCUGUACUUGUCUGUCACUGCAGUGUGCAGUGUCACUAUGAUGAACCGAGCGCAUGAAGAAGUUGCAGGGCUUGAGGGCUCCUGUGUGGAAGUGAAUUCUGGAAGAUUAGAUAUCAAAGACAACCGCUCUAAAAAGGUCUUCAUUGUGACGAUGAGGGAGCUGAACAGGGAGGACGCUGGCUGGUAUUGGUGUGCUGCUGGAGAACUACAGAUCCCUGUUCACAUCACGGUCACUAGGAAAACUACAACUACCACAGUCACCACAAGUGCUGGUGCUGUGUCCACAGUGAAUAAAGUAGCAGUGCAGAGAGGAAGAUCUGUCACCAUCCCAUGUCACUAUGAUAGGAAAUAUGUAAAUAAUGUGAAAUACUGGUGUUGGGGGUCAAUGUGGUCAUCAUGUUAUACUCUAGUGCGCACGGACUCUCCAAAAGCCAAUGGUGAAACAUCAGUCACCGAUGACCCCACCCAUCAUGUCUUCGCUGUUACCAUGACAAAGCUGAAGACAGAGGACUCUGGAUACUACUGGUGUUAUGUAGAGAUUGAUUGGGGUUACGAUGAGGGCACAUAUCUGUACCUGGAUGUCAGUGCAGGUACUCCUGGACUCUGGGUUGACCAGCAGGAGAUGACUGGUGUGGAAGGGGGCCUUGUCAGUGUGCAGUGUCACAUUAAUUAUCCAAGCAGCAUGAAGAAGUGGUGCAGGGCUGAGGGCUCCUGUGUGGAAGUGAAUUCUGGAAGAUCAGAUAUCAAAGACAACCGCUCUAAAAAGGUCUUCAUUGUGACGAUGAGGGAGCUGAACAGAGAGGACGCUGGCUGGUAUUGGUGUGCUGCUGGAGAACUACAGAUCCCUGUACACAUCACUGUCACUCAGAAAACUACAACUACUACAGUCACCACAUGUGCUGACGCUGUGUCCACACUGAGUAAAGUAGCAGUGCAGAGAGGAAGAUCUGUCACCAUCCCAUGCCACUAUGAUAAGAAAUAUGAAAAGCAUGUGAAAUACUGGUGUCGGGGGUUAGAUUGGAAUACAUGUCGUACUGUAGUACGCACUGACUUUCCAAAAGUCGAAGGUGAAACAUCAAUCACUGAUGACCCCACCCAUCAUGUCUUCACUGUUACCAUUUCAAAUCUGAAAACAGAGGACUCUAGAUAUUACUGGUGUGGUGUAGAGAUCAAUGGGGGUGGAGAUGAGGGCACGCUUCUGUACCUGUCAGUCACUGCAGAUUCUGGACUCUGUGUUGACCAGCAGGAGGUGACCGGUGUGGAAGGGGGCCAUGUCAGUGUGCAGUGUCACACUAAUUAUUCAAGCAGCAUGAAGAAGUGGUGCAGGGCUGAGGGCUCCUGUGUGGAAGUGAAUUCUGAUAAAUCUGGAAGAUCAGAGAUCAAAGAUGACUGCUCUGAAAAUGUCUUCAUUGUGACUAUGAGGGAGCUGAACAGGGAGGACACAGGCUGGUAUUGGUGUGCUGCUGGAGAACUACAGAUCCCUGUACACAUCACUGUCUCUCAGAAAACUACUACUACCACAGUCACCACAAGUGCUGGUGCUGUGUCCACAGUGAGUAAUGUAGCAGUACAGAGUGGAAGAUCUGUCACCAUCCCAUGCCACUAUGAUAGAAAAUAUACAAUGCAUGUGAAAUACUGGUGUUGGGGGUCACAGUGGCAUGAAUGUUCUUUUGUAGUGCGCACUGACUCUCCAAAAGUUGAAGGUGAAACGUCAAUCACUGAUGACCCCGACAAUCAUGUGUUCACUGUUACCAUGGCGAAGCUGAAGACAGAGGACUCUGGAUACUACUGGUGUGCUGUAGAGAUCGGGGAUAAUUUGACUGUAGAUGAAAGCAAAUAUCUGUACUUGUCUGUCACUGCAGGCACUCCUGGACUCUGGCUUGACCAGCAGGAGGUGACCGGUGUGGAAGGGGGCCAUGUCAGUGUGCAGUGUCACUAUAAUGAACCGAGCAGCAUGAAGAAGUGGUGCAGGGCUGAGGGCUCCUGUGUGGAAGUGAAUUCUGGAAGAUCAGAUAUCAAAGACAACCGCUCUAAAAAGGUCUUCAUUGUGACAAUGAGGGAGCUGAACAGGGAGGACGCAGGCUGGUAUUGGUGUGCUGCUGGAGAACUACAGAUCCCUGUUCACAUCACUGUCUCUCAGAGAACUACUAUUACCACGGUCACCACAUAUACCACCACAUCUCUUUCUCGACCCCAAGAGAACAACAAAUUGACCAGGACAGCAGAAGCACCUUCAACUGUCCAGAAAACCAGUUGUCCGGAACAUGGAAGCCAGCACUGUUCCAGUGCACCGACGUGCAUGGAACGGACUCUGGGGGCGCUACGCCACACUGGGGUUGCUUUGGUGUUCCUAAUAUGCUCCGCCGUCGCCUUUUGGAAGAUUUGGCGAUACCGCACACUCGAGAGAGAACAGAGAAGACGUGGGACGUUACUCCAUAAAAAUAACACCGAUGUAGAGUCACUCUGAUGUCAUCAUCGCCAGAAUCGUUCCAGCCUCAGCUUUAACACCUCAAUAUCUGCACCUAUCACCUGCCACAGUUUCUAUCCUAUUUUAAUUAUAUGAUGAUGAUUAUUAACAAUGGAAAUUAUGUGACGAGGGCCACCCCAGGACCUUCUCGCUGGGGGGUGACAGGACUACUGCAGAUCUACUGCACCACCACCCCCAUCCACCGUUCUAUACGUAUUAUAAAGUGCUUCACAAUGGGAAAAAGAUGACACAUAAAGAUGAUAAUAGACGAUAAUAAAUAAAAGAUAAUAGUAAAAACAUAAUACAUGAAACUCAUUUUCAUGAAGCUGAAAAAAUAUGUUUGUGCAUUUUUAUACAAGGGAGUACAUUACAUUGCAUUACAUUGUCUAACAUUGUCUAAAAACAAUAAAAGCAUUAUCAUACCACAAUCUGUGAUAAUCUAAUUAAAGCCAAUGACCUUUUCAGGCUUCACAUACUUUGCAGGAUUACAAAAGCUCUGAGUUUUGCCUGAAAGAGAAGCUGCUAUAAUAUUGUUCUGUGUGAAUGCUCUCACAGAAAAGGCUUCAGCCCCACAGUAAACCACAUUGUGCCAUUUUUGCUGUGGUGAGCAGAGAGGAUUCAAUCAAUCAUUACAUUACAUUACAUUACAGGCAUUUAGCAGACGCUCUUAUCCAGAGCGACUUACACAACUUUUUACAUAGCACUUUACAUUGUAUCCAUUUAUACAGCUGGAUAUAUACUGAAGCAAUGCAGGUUAAGUACCUUGCUCAAGGGUACAACGGCA